UUAAUCAUGUGACGACGUCGUUACGCCCUUGUAGUUAUAAAUACCAUCCGGAAUUUUCAACAAAAAUCAACUUUUCUAAUUGAAUUGUAUGGGAAUUCAGUUAAUUAAUUAACGGCAUGCAAUAGAGGAAGACAGGAAGCAAUGAAAUAUGAAACUUUGAAAAGUGGGGCAGGUGGAUGUGGAUACUACGUGUUGAUGGCCGGAAUAGCGGAAAGUAAUGAUUGCCAAGGGAUCAAUUACGCGUGAAUUAUUUACACACAACGUAAGGUUUCUCGGCGCCAUUAAUUACAUUCACAUUCAAUGCGUAUUUCUUUGUUUUGUUCUUUAAGUUUUUCGGAAAUAGUUUUAUUUGAUUUUUGUUUCAUGUUGUGAUGCGAUGAAAACUAAAUGUGUGUGCUGGGAUGAUGAAGCCGAGCGACGCGAGAUAGAAAUCGAUAGCGUCGGCGCUCAGCAUGCGCGUCCCAGGCUGUGGUGGCGGCGGCAAAGCGGCGGGAUCCGCCGCUCGCAGUCACCGACAAGAUGUAGAGCCGGCUGCGCUACCUGUAGGCACCGAUAUUCGCACGAUUUUUCGUUUUUACAACCAGUAUUGUAGUGCAAACGUAAAGAAAAACCCAACGCUAACAAGAAUUCGACACAGCAAAUAAUGCUUAAGACGCGCUUUCAUAAAAUACAACUAGAUAAAGAGACAAGCAAACAAAAACUUGGUAAAAUUUAAGUUUUCAUCUGGGAUUGCAAUCACGACGAGAAUGUUACCGGAAGAAAAGCGAAAAAAUGGUACGAGAGCCAAGCACCGGCAGAGAUGAAAGAUGAUCAAUCCGCAUCAGAAUCUGCUCUUCGUGGCGACCAUCCUAGCGCUGUGCGUGAUCAGCUUCGUGCACGUGUUCCUCUUCCCGCUGUACGAUGCCGACGCCAAACGCUUCGCCACGAAGACGUACUUCGAUUUCGAGCAGUCCCUGUGCAUGGCGAAUCUACGCCAUAGACGCCCCUGGCAGACCACAACGCAAGGAUCCACGAAUUGUCCAAGAGGUGCCAUUGUUACAAUUGUCCAAGGUGGGCGAUUGGGGAAUCAAAUGUGGGAGUAUGCAAGCGUGUGGGCUGUAGCACGCAGAACUGGACUGGAAGCAUACAUUCCAAGAUGUAUCCAAGUGAAAUUGGAACAGAUUUUCGAAAGUUUAAGCAUUCCGAGUUUCGAGGACAUUGCGCAUUGUCCACUGGACUUAGGCAGGUUUGUACGAUCACUGGAGGCAUGGAAUUACAACAAUCAAAGUGUUGUACUGCCACGGUACUCAAUCCAACCGGAUGUGGUCCUCACAUGGGUGCAUGACAUUGUCUCCGAGUUUACAUUUCGGCGAAAAUGGCGGGUGAAGAGUCAGCAAGUGCUGCGCGCGGCUGUGGAAGGUAUUAAAUCCAAAGGUAAUGCAUUCUCUUUUGUUUUUGUUGGUGUGCACAUCAGGAGGACUGAUUAUAUCGGCUAUCUAUGGAGGAAACAUGGCGUCCCGCCUGCGGAGCCGCAGUUUUAUAUAACCGCGAUGAAUUACUACAAGAAAAAGUUUCAUGGAAGGGAAGUGCUGUUCGUGGUGAUUUCGGAUGAUCCAAGAUGGUGUCAGAGGAAAUUCGGAGGUAUGCGGAAUGUUUAUGUUCCGAGUCGUGCGUUGCCAAACACACCAGCGCUGGAUUUGGCCAUUUUAGCCGCCUGUAAUCAUUCCAUAUUUGAUUAUGGCACGUUUGGUAUCUGGGGCGCCAUCUUGGCCGGUGGUGAGACGGUUUACUACAACCUCAGUCGACAUUCAUCGAUGAGAGUGGGUCAGCUCUUGCCCAAUUGGCAUGCGAUGUCAUAGAUAUUGUACAUAAACAUUAAAACUCAUCUAAAUGUGCUAAAUGUAAUCACAGCCAACGGAACACAACACUCACUCAACAGAUACAAUCAUUUUUUCUACGGUAUUAUUACACUGGAAAGUGAGGCGGAUUAUUUUCGAAUACGCAUAGGUAGUUAACAGUUUCCUCUCUCUAUCUCUAUCUCAGUGCCAAACAAAGCAGUGAAACAUUUAUUCCCGAACGAAGGGACCGAAAUACUUCUAUUUCUAAUGAUCUACUUUUACAAACCAAACCAAAAACCAAAUGUGUAAAACAUGAAGAGAUGCUCUAUUUUUCGUUUGUUUUAUCUCGUUGGUUAUAUUAUUAUAUUAACGACUUUACAAAGAUGGAAAAGUAUUUAAAAUGUUGUAAAUAAUAUUCGAUGAUUAAGAGGUGCGAUUGUGGACGAUUGUUUCUCAAAAACUGUGAUCUGUCUUUUCGUAGCCUUUGGAUAGUUUCUUAUUCUAUUAAUAUUCGAUGUGCCAAAUGAAAACAAACCACACAACCACACAUUACUUGUGAAGAGUAUGCGUAUAUGGAAAGUAUUAACACUUCUUGUUUCUGGAAUGAAGAACGAACCGGAAGCAAACACACACAAAUAUAAACUAAGCGUAAAACUAAACUUACUUACUUACAAAUGUAUAAACGAAGAGGACAUCUUUAAUGUUUCUGUGAUACACACGAUAUAUUUACGAUAUAUGUAUAUACAAUCAUGAAUAAACUAAAUUUCUUGAAAAAUAUACAUGAAA
This is a messenger RNA of Dalotia coriaria, 2603 nucleotides long. RefSeq names its product galactoside 2-alpha-L-fucosyltransferase SEC1-like. The record is from RefSeq and is a predicted model, not a curated record. NCBI's taxonomy places the organism in Eukaryota, Metazoa, Arthropoda, Insecta, Coleoptera, Staphylinidae. Bases 807 to 1838 code for a protein of 343 amino acids. Gene Ontology annotation, molecular function: galactoside 2-alpha-L-fucosyltransferase activity. Gene Ontology annotation, cellular component: membrane. The transcript has a single exon. Gene Ontology annotation, biological process: carbohydrate metabolic process.